AUUUUAUAUUCUUCCUUUUAAAAGCCAAAAACUUUCCAUGUCCAAUGCGCAAUAAUUCCCAGUAUCAACCACUUCAAUCCAAUUUCUUGCUUAUCUCCUCCAUGGAAACACCAAACACUCGAGCACCGACAUGGCCCGAGGUUCUCGGUAGCAACAACUGGGAAAACCUCCUUGACCCUCUUGACCUCACCGUCCGGCAACUCGUACUCCGCUGCGGCGACUUCUGUCAGGUCACCUAUGAUGCCUUCAACAACGACCAGAACUCCAAGUAUUGCGGUACCAGCCGCUAUGGCAAGAACAGCAUCUUUCAAAAGGUGAUGCUGGAAGACGCUGAAAACUAUCGAGUCUCUUCUUUCCUCUACGGGACGGCUCGCGUCAGCCUCCCUGAAGCCUUCCUUCUCCACUCUCUGUCCCGAGAUUCCUGGGACCGCGAAACUAACUGGAUCGGCUACAUCGCUGUUACCUCUGACGAGUAUACCAAAGUUCUUGGCCGACGUGAAAUCUACAUUGUGUUUCGUGGAACCACCAGAAACUAUGAAUGGAUUAACGUUUUUGGUGCGAAGCUCCAGUCUGCUAAGUCAUUGUUACGGGGGAGUAGCCACAGGGUUGAGGAGACUAAUAGUAGCAGCGACAGCGACAACGAUGAUAAUGAAAAAGUCCCUAAGGUGAUGCAAGGUUGGCUUACAAUUUAUAUUUCCGACGACCCAAAAUCGCCUUUCACGAAAUUAAGUGCCAGGACUCAGCUUUUGACCAAGAUUCAUCAGCUGAGAGAGCAAUAUCGAGAAGAUAAUCUAAGCAUAAUCUUAACAGGACAUAGCCUUGGUGCUAGUUUAGCAAUUUUAGCAGCUUUUGAUCUGGUUGAAAAUGGCAUUAACGAUAUCCCAGUAGCUGCUUUCGUCUUUGGCAGUCCACAAGUUGGAAACAAAUCCUUCAAUGCGAGGUUCAACAAGUAUCCAAAUCUUAAAGUUCUGCAUACAAAGAACAAGAUUGAUGUCAUUACACACUAUCCAGGAUUACUUCUGGGCUAUGCAUAUACAGGAACAGAGCUUGAAAUUGAUACUAGAAAAUCCCCGAACCUGAAGGACUCGAAGAAUCCUAGUGACUGGCAUAAUUUGCAGGCGAUGUUGCAUAUAGUGGCAGGGUGGAACGGUGAGAAGGGAGAGUUCAAGUUGAGAGUGAAGAGAAGCUUGGCUUUGGUGAACAAGUCAUGUGAGUUCUUGAAAGAUGAGUGCUUGGUGCCAGGAUCAUGGUGGGUAGAGAAGAACAAAGGGAUGGUCAGGGGAGAAGACGGAGAAUGGAUGAUAGCUUCGCCGAACGAUGAGGAUCAGCCUGUGCCUGAAUUUUGACUAUUGAAGAUAGCAUUUUGAGUGGUUGGCAUUGUCUUGCUGGUUUCGUUGCUUUUCUUCUCUUUUCGGUGUCACUGUGUGACGGCCUCUUUUUGGAGCUUUCCGUGUUCCGAUGUUGGUGCUUGAUUUGUAUUGUAGCCGUACUUGGUUUUAGUAAAAUCAUGCUUUCUUCUGUGAUCGCCGAAGAAAAA
Molecule: messenger RNA, 1537 nt
Organism: Manihot esculenta (cassava)
Lineage: Eukaryota; Viridiplantae; Streptophyta; Magnoliopsida; Malpighiales; Euphorbiaceae
Product: phospholipase A1-IIdelta
Exons: 1
Coding region: 45-1346 (433 amino acids)
Biological process (GO): lipid metabolic process
Molecular function (GO): glycerophospholipid phospholipase A1 activity
Source: RefSeq, a predicted model, not a curated record